AUGGCGUGGAAAUCGCUGUUGAUCCUUUCGCAGUUGGGCCUAGUAGCGUCCCUCGCACCAGGAGACUGCGCGUUUGUUGGUAUCUACGGCGACCAGGACGAUUUUGCCCUGGUCUUGAUGGAGGAUACGGAUGGCGAGGUGCUCUCUUUGACGGAGGAGUACCCCACCAAUGAUCAUUUCAAGGUCAGCAAGUCGGUUGUGGCCAAGAAACACGUCAGCGAAGCCAAGAGGGGAACAGUCUUGAAGAAGGCAGAUUUCGAGGCCGAUUCGGCGUCUUUCGUGGCUCCUACCGCCCUGACCGUCUUCACAGGAAGCCAAGAGGCACCUACGCCGCUGUGCAGCAUCAACUUGGAAGCCAAGCAAGGAAGCGUCACCCGCAAGCUGAGUGAAGAGGUGAGUGUGGUGAUGUUGGGCCUGACUGAGACCGCCCAGUAUGCGGGGUCUACCAGCGGCAGCAAGGAAGAGCUCUUGGAGGACAUUAGCAAUCCCAGCAAUUGGCUGCGCGAUGCUUCCCGAAAGCUGGCCGGAUUCAGCAUUGCCAAUGGUGGUGGCAAUAUGACCGAGACCGAGUCCACCAGCACGAUGCUCGGCAACGCCACGGUCACCGUCAGCACCACCGUGACCACCGUCGUCACCAUGACGGACACCGCCACCGACACCACCGUCGUCACCGUGACGGCCACAGAUGAGGCCACCACGACGGACCUCGGCGGCGGCACCGAGGGACCCCCGGAUGCCGCCUGCCACAGCGGCCUGGCCUUCGGUGACUUGGUGAAGUCGGUCCUUGCAGUUGAUUGUUUCCUGACACACUACUGCUUCAUCAGAUCCGGAGAAUCCGCUGACACCUUGGCUUCGAGUGAGUUUGUGGACUCCUUCCAUCGAGCUUCAGCCGCUUGGGCAUCGGAUCGAGGAACUUUCAUCGAGGGAGAUCUCCAGGUUUCAUUGGCCAUGCUGAAGUCGGCACUGCUCAGCUGCUUGGCCGUGUUGGCCGUGCGCCUUACGGCCGCUUUAGCACCAGGAGAUUGCGCCUUUGUGGGAAUUUACGGAGACCAGGAUGAUUUUGCACUGGUCUUGAUGGAAGACAAUGAGGGGGAGACUCUCUUUUUGACCGAAGAGCUCCCCAGGGACCAUCACUUCCAGGUCAACAAGUUUGCGGCGGCCAAGAGUGACGUGAGCUCUGCCAAGAGGGGCAGCGUUCUUAGGAAGGCAGAUUUUGACACCGAUUCCUCGUCCUUUGUGGCUCCCACCGCCCUGACCGUCUUCAGCGGCAGCGCAGAGAGCCCCAUGGCACUCUGUAGCAUCAACCUGGAAGCGAAGCCAGGUACCGUGGCGCGGAAGUUGAACGAGGAGGUGAGCGUGGUGAUGCUCGGCUUGACGGAGACAGCGCAGUAUGCGGGCUCCACCAUUGGCAGCAAGGACCAGCUUUUGGAGGACAUCAGCAACCCCAGCAACUGGCUCCGCGACGGCCACCGAAAGCUGGCCGGAUUCAGCAUUGCCAAUGGUGGUGGCAAUAUGACCGAGACCGAGUCCACCAGCAUGAUGCUCGGCAACACGACGGUCACCGUCGCCACCACCAUGACCGACACCAUGACCGACACCAUCACCGUGACGGUCUGUUGGUGGCCCUGA
This is a messenger RNA of Cladocopium goreaui, 1629 nucleotides long. The record is from the annotation of a GenBank genome assembly. Lineage: Eukaryota; Dinophyceae; Suessiales; Symbiodiniaceae.